Alternaria incomplexa is the source of this 630-nucleotide messenger RNA. It is a transcript of the gene PCB4, whose product is annotated as putative proteasome subunit beta type-4. Bases 1 to 630 code for a protein of 209 amino acids. The record is from RefSeq and is a predicted model, not a curated record. Gene Ontology annotation, cellular component: cytosol; nucleus; proteasome core complex, beta-subunit complex. Gene Ontology annotation, molecular function: peptidase activity. Lineage: Eukaryota; Fungi; Ascomycota; Dothideomycetes; Pleosporales; Pleosporaceae. The transcript has 4 exons. Gene Ontology annotation, biological process: proteasomal protein catabolic process.
AUGGUGCCUCGGGGGUACCGGGAGGUCUUGCUAGGAAUCACCGGCAAGGACUUUACCCUCAUCGCCGCCUCCAAAGCCGCCAUGCGUGGCGCCACCAUCCUCAAGGCGUCCGACGACAAGACCCGAGUACUCAACACACACACGCUGAUGGCCUUCUCUGGAGAAGCCGGCGAUACGGUCCAAUUCGCCGAAUACAUCCAGGCAAACGUACAAUUAUACUCGAUGCGCAACAACAUGGAGCUGUCACCCGCUGCAACUGCCAACUUCGUCCGAGGAGAACUGGCGUCGGCGCUGCGAUCAAGAAAACCAUACACGGUCAACUUGCUCCUGGGUGGAUACGACACGAUUGCCGACAAGCCAACUCUCUACUGGAUCGACUACUUGGCGAGUCAAGCACCGCUCCCAUACGCCGCACAUGGAUACGCACAGUACUACUGCCUCUCUCUGCUCGACAAGCAUCACCAUCCUGACAUCGACUACGAACAAGGCAUGAAGAUCCUGCGUAUGUGCACCGAGGAGCUGAAGCGACGUCUUCCGAUCGAUUUCAAGGGCGUACUGGUCAAGGUCAUAACAAAGGAUGGCAUCAAAGACGUGGAGUACGAAGACGACGUAAAGGUUGCGAUCCCAUAG